Molecule: messenger RNA, 1140 nt
Organism: Fusarium sp. VM40
Lineage: Eukaryota; Fungi; Ascomycota; Sordariomycetes; Hypocreales; Nectriaceae
Source: the annotation of a GenBank genome assembly
AUGAGCCUCAAGUCAGAUAUCAUCAGUUGCAUGGUCGUCACAUGGCUGGCGGCUUUGCUGGCUCUGAUAGCACGCAUCUUUGCUCGACGCAUGACAAAGGUUGCUUGGUGGUAUGAUGACUACUUGUGCGUGGGUGCCUUUAUCGUUGGCAUUGGGUACAAUGUUGUGAUGAUAUACUGGGCCGAGACAUGGUACCUUGGCACAACCAUACCCGACACCGUUAGCAAAGCAGAAUUCGAAAACAUCAACCUCAACGCACGACUGAUGCAGUUCCUUAUUUCCCUCACCUACUCAUACUCGAUCGGCUUAUCCAAACUAUCCAUUCUCCUCUUCUACUGGCGCAUCUUCAAGCUAUCAGCCAUCCGAAUCCCUAUCCAGGUUAUGCUUGUCAUCAGCGUUGCCUGGCUCAUACUUCGCACAUUCAUGGUUAUAUUCCACUGCAUCCCUGUCCAGGCCUACUGGGACAAGUCUAUCGAGGGUGCCGUGUGCAAGAUCAACGACUCGCAAUUCUUCUUCGGCACCUGUCUCACUCAUUUCAUCCUUGAUGUUGUCAUUUUGGUCCUGCCUGUUAUCGAAGUAUUCAAGCUUCGACUUCGCCUUGGGCAGAAGAUUGCUAUCACUGCCCUCUUCGUUGUUGGUUUUGUUGUCUGCCUUGCCUCGGUAUUUGUCAUCGUCACAGCUCUGCAAUAUGAUCCUCAGUCUAAGCAAAUGCCACGGGAUGUUGCAACCAACGACAUGUGGGGAGGCGUCGAGAUCAACAUCGCCAUCGUAUCCGGGUGUUUCCCUCUCCUGCGCCCAAUCUUCACCAAGAUCCUGCCCAAGAGAUUCCUCAGCUCUGCCGGCAGCAGUCACCCCAUCAGCCGAACCACACACGGCAUCCGCCUCACCACUAUCAAGGGGACAAUCAAGGACAAAGAGGCCGACGACAGCAGCUCCACGCACCAAUUGGCAGAUCCAGAGCAAGGAAUCCCAGGAGAUUUCGAGAUUGUUGAUGGCAAGGAGGGACCUCGCACAUACAUUUCUAGUCGGACGACAGAGUCACUUCACUCGGGAGAGCAAGAUAUCGCAGGAAUCUACGUCCGCAACGAUGUUGUUCAAGAAGUUGAGGAGUCGAAUCACACUUACGCCAUGAAGCGAUAG